This is a messenger RNA of Danaus chrysippus (African queen), 2583 nucleotides long. Lineage: Eukaryota; Metazoa; Arthropoda; Insecta; Lepidoptera; Nymphalidae. The record is from the annotation of a GenBank genome assembly.
AUGCAGAGCAAACACCGCUACAAAGAAUCACUAUCAGGAUCUGGUUGUCCGAUAUGGCCUGGAGAUUUUGAGUUACUAUAUAAGUAUGAAACAUAUAAUAACAGCUACAAAGAAUCACUAUCAGGAUCUGGUUGUCCGAUAUGGCCUGGAGAUUUUGAGUUACUAUAUAAGUAUGAAACAUAUAAUAACAGCUACAAGGAAUCACUAUCAGGAUCUGGUUGUCCGAUAUGGCCUGGAGAUUUUGAGUUACUAUAUAAGUAUGAAACAUAUAAUAACAGCUACAAGGAAUCACUAUCAGGAUCUGGUUGUCCGAUAUGGCCUGGAGAUUUUGAGUUACUAUAUAAGUAUGAAACAUAUAAUAACAGCUACAAAGAAUCACUAUCAGGAUCUGGUUGUCCGAUAUGGCCUGGAGAUUUUGAGUUACUAUAUAAGUAUGAAACAUAUAAUAACAGCUACAAAGAAUCACUAUCAGGAUCUGGUUGUCCGAUAUGGCCUGGAGAUUUUGAGUUACUAUAUAAGUAUGAAACAUAUAAUAACAGCUACAAAGAAUCACUAUCAGGAUCUGGUUGUCCGAUAUGGCCUGGAGAUUUUGAGUUACUAUAUAAGUAUGAAACAUAUAAUAACAGCUACAAAGAAUCACUAUCAGGAUCUGGUUGUCCGAUAUGGCCUGGAGAUUUUGAGUUACUAUAUAAGUAUGAAACAUAUAAUAACAGCUACAAAGAAUCACUAUCAGGAUCUGGUUGUCCGAUAUGGCCUGGAGAUUUUGAGUUACUAUAUAAGUAUGAAACAUAUAAUAACAGCUACAAAGAAUCACUAUCAGGAUCUGGUUGUCCGAUAUGGCCUGGAGAUUUUGAGUUACUAUAUAAGUAUGAAACAUAUAAUAACAGCUACAAAGAAUCACUAUCAGGAUCUGGUUGUCCGAUAUGGCCUGGAGAUUUUGAGUUACUAUAUAAGUAUGAAACAUAUAAUAACAGCUACAAAGAAUCACUAUCAGGAUCUGGUUGUCCGAUAUGGCCUGGAGAUUUUGAGUUACUAUAUAAGUAUGAAACAUAUAAUAACAGCUACAAAGAAUCACUAUCAGGAUCUGGUUGUCCGAUAUGGCCUGGAGAUUUUGAGUUACUAUAUAAGUAUGAAACAUAUAAUAACAGCUACAAAGAAUCACUAUCAGGAUCUGGUUGUCCGAUAUGGCCUGGAGAUUUUGAGUUACUAUAUAAGUAUGAAACAUAUAAUAACAGCUACAAAGAAUCACUAUCAGGAUCUGGUUGUCCGAUAUGGCCUGGAGAUUUUGAGUUACUAUAUAAGUAUGAAACAUAUAAUAACAGCUACAAAGAAUCACUAUCAGGAUCUGGUUGUCCGAUAUGGCCUGGAGAUUUUGAGUUACUAUAUAAGUAUGAAACAUAUAAUAACAGCUACAAAGAAUCACUAUCAGGAUCUGGUUGUCCGAUAUGGCCUGGAGAUUUUGAGUUACUAUAUAACUACAAAGAAUCACUAUCAGGAUCUGGUUGUCCGAUAUGGCCUGGAGAUUUUGAGUUACUAUAUAAGUAUGAAACAUAUAAUAACAGCUACAAAGAAUCACUAUCAGGAUCUGGUUGUCCGAUAUGGCCUGGAGAUUUUGAGUUACUAUAUAAGUAUGAAACAUAUAAUAACAGCUACAAAGAAUCACUAUCAGGAUCUGGUUGUCCGAUAUGGCCUGGAGAUUUUGAGUUACUAUAUAAGUAUGAAACAUAUAAUAACAGCUACAAAGAAUCACUAUCAGGAUCUGGUUGUCCGAUAUGGCCUGGAGAUUUUGAGUUACUAUAUAAGUAUGAAACAUAUAAUAACAGCUACAAAGAAUCACUAUCAGGAUCUGGUUGUCCGAUAUGGCCUGGAGAUUUUGAGUUACUAUAUAAGUAUGAAACAUAUAAUAACAGCUACAAAGAAUCACUAUCAGGAUCUGGUUGUCCGAUAUGGCCUGGAGAUUUUGAGUUACUAUAUAAGUAUGAAACAUAUAAUAACAGCUACAAAGAAUCACUAUCAGGAUCUGGUUGUCCGAUAUGGCCUGGAGAUUUUGAGUUACUAUAUAAGUAUGAAACAUAUAAUAACAGCUACAAAGAAUCACUAUCAGGAUCUGGUUGUCCGAUAUGGCCUGGAGAUUUUGAGUUACUAUAUAAGUAUGAAACAUAUAAUAACAGCUACAAAGAAUCACUAUCAGGAUCUGGUUGUCCGAUAUGGCCUGGAGAUUUUGAGUUACUAUAUAAGUAUGAAACAUAUAAUAACAGCUACAAGGAAUCACUAUCAGGAUCUGGUUGUCCGAUAUGGCCUGGAGAUUUUGAGUUACUAUAUAAGUAUGAAACAUAUAAUAACAGCUACAAAGAAUCACUAUCAGGAUCUGGUUGUCCGAUAUGGCCUGGAGAUUUUGAGUUACUAUAUAAGUAUGAAACAUAUAAUAACAGCUACAAGGAAUCACUAUCAGGAUCUGGUUGUCCGAUAUGGCCUGGAGAUUUUGAGUUACUAUAUAAGUAUGAAACAUAUAAUAACAGCUACAAAGAAUCACUAUCAGGAUCUGGUUGUCCGAUAUGGCCUGGAGAUUUUGAGUUACUAUAG